AUAUAUAUAUAUAUAUAUAUAUAUGCUGAUAUAAAGAGAACACGGUACCGUUUGUCACCCUGAUUGAGGGACAGGCUGACGUGCACGGACGCGUGCGCGUGACGCGCAGUCCCUCCGCCGGCCACUGUUGAAGGAGGGUGUUACGGAGGGGUAUCGACUCCGCGAUGGACCAGUAGGAGCAGCGCCAGUCCGGGGCGGAACAUGAGGCGCGGCUGGUGCUGGGUCGGCGCUGGUUUGGCGGUGGUCACCCUAAGCAUCAUUAUCGCCGUUCCGCUGAGUCUGAUGCGUGCGACCGGCGAUUUCAAGUCGACAUUUAUUACCAAAUGUGAACGAUUCCCCGGGAAAAGCGCAAGACACGACUGCCUGGGCAUAUGGCAAGCGUUUGAACAAGCGUACGUGGGAAAGGACCCAUGCCAGGUCCCAGUGGAGUCCUACGACCAUCUCCUCACCACAUCACCUUUUGAGCCUGCAUGCAACCGAACGAUGUUCUGGAGCAAAACGAAAGAUUUGGUCCAUGAAUUCACUAUGCAUAGAGAUUGUUUUCUUACUGCUGAAGAUACUCUGUUGGGCUUCAUCCUGGAUGAACUGACUUGGUGUGGGAAGGAAGGCAGCAAAGAGACGUUCACCGCAGACUGCCCAGGAUGGACUACAUGUGUGCACAAUCCUGUUCGUUCAUUCUGGAAAAGAGUCUCAGCAGCAUUCGCAGAUGUUGCUUGUGGUGAUGUCACAUCGAUGCUUAACGGGUCCAUAACCACACCGUUCAGUUCCACAAGUAUCUUUGCUACCAUUGAGGUGAAAAGACUCAAGUCCCCUAACGUGAAGAGCCUGAAUGUUGUUUUGACCACGAAUGCGAAUGCUGUGACAAAUUGCGACAAUGCAUCUUUAAAGGACUUGCAGAGAGAACUAGACCGAGGAAUAAACUACAGCUGCAAGGAGGUGAAUGAAACCAAGAUCAAGCGCUGCAUCUCUGACCCAAGCAUACCUUGCAGGGCCUGUUGGUGAAGAAGUGUGUUUGUAAGCUGUUGGACAAGAAACGUUCCAACACAAGGGGAUUAUUGAUUGUAUAUACCUUGUAUAAAUUGACUUAGAUCAUGAGGGUCUGAUUUUGGCCCAAUGUUUUCUUUAUGUGUUAAAAGAAAAAAACACAACAAAACUUUUGUAUUACGGAGCGAAAGGGAUCAAUGUGCUGUGCUGCAUGUUUAAAUGUCAAUGCUGCAAUAAAACUAUCUGAAUGUCUCAAACGUGUUAGAUUUCGAUGAAAUUUGAAAUACUUGAAAUUAAAAUGUUG
Messenger RNA from Lampris incognitus (smalleye Pacific opah), 1288 nucleotides. Its product is annotated as ADP-ribosyl cyclase/cyclic ADP-ribose hydrolase 1-like. Gene Ontology annotation, cellular component: plasma membrane. Lineage: Eukaryota; Metazoa; Chordata; Actinopteri; Lampriformes; Lampridae. Bases 202 to 1002 code for a protein of 266 amino acids. The record is from RefSeq and is a predicted model, not a curated record. Gene Ontology annotation, biological process: positive regulation of B cell proliferation. The transcript has 8 exons. Gene Ontology annotation, molecular function: NAD+ nucleosidase activity; phosphorus-oxygen lyase activity.